Messenger RNA from Cynoglossus semilaevis (tongue sole), 1722 nucleotides. RefSeq names its product myozenin 1a (gene myoz1a). The coding region runs from base 227 to 1168 and encodes 313 amino acids. The transcript is spliced from 6 exons. Lineage: Eukaryota; Metazoa; Chordata; Actinopteri; Pleuronectiformes; Cynoglossidae. The record is from RefSeq and is a predicted model, not a curated record. Gene Ontology annotation, cellular component: actin cytoskeleton; Z disc. Gene Ontology annotation, molecular function: actin binding; telethonin binding; FATZ binding.
UCCGCCGCCCCCCCACCACCCAGAGCCCCUGGAAGAUCUGCCAUCUGAGUGCAGGGUGGGUUUUGCUCUUCUCUGGACCUGGGUCCGGCCAUACGUGUGGGGUCAGAGGCACUGUGGGAAUUGUAAACUUGUGCUAGAGAUCACCAGAUUUGCGCCCAGGGUCUCCUCCUGUCUGUUUGAUAUUUAUAGCUCAUUCUCCUCUCAGGGAUUACAACCAAGUACCGCCAUGCCUGUGGAAAAGCCUGUCUCUGUGAACAAGAGAAAAAAGCUCACCAAGAUCAUAACUGACUUGUCAAAUAUCUCUCAAGAUGAGUUUCAGUUGGAGCCAGAAGCAUCAGAGUUCGACCUGGGGAAAAAGAUCAAGACUCCCAGAGACAUCAUGCUUGAGGAGCUCUCACUGAUGAAGAACAAAGGCUCCAAGAUGUUCAAGCAGAGGAAAAUAAGAGUGGAGAGGUUCAUCUAUGAGAACAACCCCGAUGUCUUCACCAGUGACUCCAUGGACAGUUUCCAGAAGUUUGUUCCCUCCAUGGGUGGUCAGAUGGGAGGUCAAAUGAUAAACCUUGGUGGGGCCUUUGUGAGCAAACAGGCAGGACAUCUGCAUUACUCAGGGCUGCAGUUUGGAGAAGGAGGAGUUCCAGUACCUCCACCAAAGCCUGGAACCAAAGGUGCAGGAGGUGCAGGAGGAGCAGGAGGAGCAGGAGGUGCAGGAGGAUUGAGUGGAGGGGACCAGGGAAAAGGUGGGAUAGAUGGAAGCGGUAGUGAGUUGUCUUCACAAACAGGAGGAAAAGGUGAUGCAUCUAAGAAGCUGGGUGUUGGGAAGACAUACAUUUCACCAUGGGAGAAGGCCAUGAAGGGUGAUGAGGCCCUGUUAGCCACUCUGAAAGGUUACAUGCCUGGUCCCCUUGAAAGGAAGGAUAUGCCCAAGUACAGAUGCUUCAACAGGUACGCCCUGCCCUACGGUGGUUUCGAAAAGGCCAACCAGUUAAUGAAAUUCCAGCUGCCGGAAGCAUCCAAACAAGAGCCUGAGGACGCGGUUUACCAACAUGAAGUGGGCUGCCGGCCUUCCUUCAACCGCACUCCAAUUGGCUGGAUUGGCAGCGGUGAGCCCACCAGCAUUCACAUGGAGAAUGACGCCGUGGUCUUCGACGCUGAGACAGAAGAGCUGUGAAGGAAAUAAAAUGUCCGUUCUGCCAUAACACCCUCUGCACACACACACGCAAGCCUAACUGCAUGCAGAAAAAAUAAAGGAGAAAACUCUUACACUGACAUCUGAAAUCUUUCAUUAUGAACGACUGAAUGAGUAAAAGCAAUGUGGUCAUGUCCUUAUCCUGCUCUGUAUUUGGUUGAAUGGUAAUGAGACAGAGUUACAACUGACAGAGGGUUGAGUUAAAAAGUUAACGUGUCAAGUUCACAAGUGGAAUGAAGUGGAUUAUUAUUAGUGGGGAAGAAUGAAUCACGUAUGAAGGCCGGAUUUGUGCUGUGUUACUAUGGCCAUGCUGUCUUACUUUCACCUUGUUAUUAUUAUUAUUAUUAUUAUUUACUAUUAUGUUAUUAAUGGUGCCCUUUUUGUUGUUAAGAAUCUGUGUUCUUUUGGCCGAGCUAUGAAAAGGCUGUGAUCCUGGCUUAUUUGGGAUGCAUAAAAAGAGUUCUCUGCAAUAAAAACCAUGCAACAGUUUACCACGUAACCACCCUCUAGAAGAGUGAAUAAAAUGCUAGGGGAAA